This is a messenger RNA of Malania oleifera, 788 nucleotides long. RefSeq names its product fasciclin-like arabinogalactan protein 16. Bases 27 to 788 code for a protein of 253 amino acids. The transcript has a single exon. NCBI's taxonomy places the organism in Eukaryota, Viridiplantae, Streptophyta, Magnoliopsida, Santalales, Ximeniaceae. The record is from RefSeq and is a predicted model, not a curated record.
UCUUCAAUUCAUCCUCGUCGAUCAACAUGCACCUAUCGCAUCAACUUUACCUCUUCUUCUUCAUCUUCUUUAAGGCCGCCGAAGUGGUCCACCCGGAUGCGGUCGGCCGUCCCGACGGCGUAGUUGACCUGAUCGAACGCCCUGCGGUAUCCCCACCCGUGCGAGACGACUUCAACCGUUGCCGGAGUUCACAAUCCAUCUCUGCCGUUUUGCCGGAAGGAGCUCAGGAAAUUGACCUGCAAACGGCUGCACCGCCGUCGGAACCAAGUCCCGGAGCCUACCUCGAAGGCGAGAACCGGGUGAAGGAUUUUAUCGACACCCUCCUCCAGUACGGCGGGUACAGCGAAACGGUCGAUAUUCUGGUGAAUUUGACGUCGUUGGGUGCCGAAAUUGCAAAGCUUGUGUCGGAGGGCUGCGCGUUAACGGUUCUGGCGCCGAACGACGAAGCCAUGGAGAAGCUGACAGCCGAACAGCUGAGGGACCCAGGCUCGCCGGAGCGGAUAAUAAACUACCAUAUACUGCCGGAGUACCAGACGGAGGAGAGCAUGUACAACGCGGUGCGGCGAUCCGGGAAGGUGUGGUACGACACAAUGAAUGUGCCGCACAAGGUGGCGGCGGCGGAGGCCGAUGGGACGGUGAAGUUUGGGCACGGCAAUGGCUCCAGUCAUUUGAUUGAUGCCGAUAUAUAUGCGGAUGGGCGAAUUUCAGUUCAGGGGAUUGAUGGGGUGUUAUUUCCGCCAGAGACGAAGACGGUGGCGCCAGCAAGGCGCAUGGGAGGAAGUGUUUGA